Lacerta agilis (Sand lizard) is the source of this 1612-nucleotide messenger RNA. RefSeq names its product phosphoribosyl pyrophosphate synthetase associated protein 1 (gene PRPSAP1). The transcript has 10 exons. The coding region runs from base 453 to 1604 and encodes 383 amino acids. Gene Ontology annotation, biological process: 5-phosphoribose 1-diphosphate biosynthetic process; purine nucleotide biosynthetic process. The record is from RefSeq and is a predicted model, not a curated record. Gene Ontology annotation, cellular component: ribose phosphate diphosphokinase complex; cytoplasm. Gene Ontology annotation, molecular function: ribose phosphate diphosphokinase activity; magnesium ion binding. NCBI's taxonomy places the organism in Eukaryota, Metazoa, Chordata, Lepidosauria, Squamata, Lacertidae.
UUCUCGCGUGUGGCCAAGCCCUCCCUCCGCCACUACUCCUGUUGUCUUGAGAAACCCUCUUUCCAGAGUCUGCUUACCCCACCUUUCUUCUUGUAUGUAAACAAAUUUUGUUGCUUGUACUCCUUGUUGCCCUUCCUCUCAUUUUUUGCAUUGCAUACUUACUUUGCUUUUAAAUUUCAACCCUCGCACUAAGCUUUCUGCAUGCUAGUUCUUAGGGGCUUGACUUGUUUAUGCAAAUAGUAUCUCCUAUAUGUAGUAUUUUAAGGGGACGUGUAAAGACCAGUAACACUGAUCUGACUUGUUGGGCUUCUUAAUUUCUUUGAAAUACUCCUUUUCUUGUUGUAAUAAUUCUGGUCUGCUGUAAUAAUUGGAUUGGGGAAGAUCUUGCUUGUAAACUGCUUUCCUCCCCCUCCCUCCAAACCUGAUUGGGUAGUCUGAGGCUGAAGAGGAGGAUGCCAAGGAAAUUGCUGUUACCUUAUAGAUCUGUAUUUUCUCACCCUCGAGCUCCAAGGGGUUUGCAUGAUUCCUUGGCAAUGAACGCAGCCAGAAGUGGCUACCGAGUCUUCUCGGCAAACUCCACAGCGGCCUGCACAGAGCUGGCGAAGAAAAUCACUGAGCGACUUGGUGCUGAGCUUGGAAAAUCUGUGGUAUAUCAGGAAACCAAUGGAGAAACAAGGGUUGAAAUAAAAGAAUCGGUUCGAGGUCAGGAUGUGUUCAUUAUUCAGACAAUACCCAGAGAUGUGAACACUGCAGUGAUGGAACUGUUAAUCAUGGCUUAUGCACUGAGGACGUCCUGUGCCAAAAAUAUCAUUGGGGUAAUUCCCUACUUCCCCUACAGCAAACAAAGCAAGAUGAGGAAGAGAGGCUCUAUAGUCUGCAAACUCCUUGCUUCCAUGUUGGCCAAAGCGGGCUUAACACACAUCAUAACUAUGGAUCUUCAUCAAAAAGAAAUCCAGGGAUUUUUCAGCUUUCCUGUUGACAACCUGAGGGCUUCCCCUUUCUUGCUUCAGUAUAUACAAGAAGAGAUUCCUGAUUACAGAAAUGCAGUAAUUGUAGCAAAGAGUCCUGAUGCUGCUAAGAGGGCCCAGUCUUAUGCGGAGCGACUACGGUUAGGACUAGCGGUCAUCCAUGGGGAGGCUCAGUGCACAGAACAAGACAUGGAUGAUGGACGCCACUCUCCUCCAACAGUCAAAAAUACUACUCUGCACACUGGUCUGGAGCUACCCUUUAUGAUGGCCAAAGAGAAACCACCAAUAACAGUAGUUGGAGAUGUUGGAGGUAGAAUUGCCAUCAUUGUGGAUGACAUCAUUGAUGAUGUGGAAAGCUUUGUGGCCGCUGCAGAAAUCCUGAAAGAGCGUGGUGCUUAUAAGAUCUUCAUCAUGGCAACUCAUGGGCUUUUGUCUGCUGAUGCUCCACGUCUAAUUGAAGAGUCAUCAAUUGAUGAGGUGGUGGUCACCAAUACAGUUCCUCAUGAAGUGCAGAAACUGCAGUGUCCCAAGAUAAAGACUGUGGAUAUCAGUUUGAUCCUCUCUGAAGCCAUCCGCCGAAUCCACAAUGGGGAAUCCAUGGCUUACCUCUUCCGCAACAUUACCAUGGAUGAUUAGAUUCUCUU